AUGGAAAAAUAUGACAAUUCUUAAAGAAAAAAAUUUUCAAUACAUUUUAUUCCAUACUCAAGUAAUUUAAACGCUCUUGUUAGAGAAUUAACUUUGAUGAUUCAAUUUGUAGAGUUAAAAAGUUUGAUUGAUGGUCAAUUGCUUGAAAUAGAGAUAAAUUCAAAAAAUCAAGAUUUUUAAAUAUACCUUUUUGAAAAGGUUGAAGACAUUUAAAAUUUACUAAAUUAGAAAUGGCUUGGAGCUUUGUAUUUUAUAUAAAUAAGCUCAUUUUCUGAAAAAAUACGUUUUUAGUAGAAGCUUAGUGAUUUGCAAAUGGACAGUGCCUGUAUAUAUCAAUGGGCAGAUAUAUCUAAACCCUUUUAUAAACUAGAAUAAAUUUUAUCAAAAUUUGAGGCAAUUAAUUGUAUAAUAAAGAACUACUAGAUAGAAACAGAGGAUGAAAAAGCUAACUUUGUAAAUGAGAUGCAAUAAGAAAAGGAUAAAUACUUAAUAUUUUUAAAGCAACUUGAGUUAAUAAAUAAAGAAUAUGGUCAUUAAUAUAGAAAAGAAAUAAUUUUUGAAACUAUUAUUUUAAAUAAUUUGUAAUAAAAUGUGUGCAAUUUAAAACAUUAUAAAAUUAUUAAAUAUUUUAUGGAUUGA
This is a messenger RNA of Tetrahymena thermophila SB210, 639 nucleotides long. RefSeq lists its product as hypothetical. The transcript is spliced from 3 exons. NCBI's taxonomy places the organism in Eukaryota, Ciliophora, Oligohymenophorea, Hymenostomatida, Tetrahymenidae. The record is from RefSeq and is a predicted model, not a curated record.